CCCCCCGUGGGUGGGGUGCCCGGGCAGGAUCGGCCGCUCGCGCUGUCCAUCCGCGCCCCGGGCCCGGGUCUGGGUUUCCGGCGGCCACGGGGGGAUCGCGAGGGGGAGGAUGGGGAGGAGAAGGACCCCCGGGGGACCCUGUGGCCGGGCCGGGACCCACGCGGCGGCUGCUUUUGUGCUCCUAGCCAGCCUGCUCUCCAGCUGUGGGUCUGGGAGAUUCUGAUUUUCCCAGAAAAGGGCUUGUCGUUCGGACCAGGAGAGGAGAUGCUUUUCAGAAAGAAGAAAUGAUGUAAAUUACUUACUCUGCAAACUUUAAGGUCAAAGGUGAGAAGGGAGGUCAGGAAGAACAUGGCCUGGCCAAAUGUUUUUCAGCGAGGAUCUCUGCUGUCCCGGUUCAGCCAUCAUCAUGUCGUAGUGUUCCUGCUCACCUUCUUCAGUUAUUCGUUGCUCCAUGCUUCACGAAAAACAUUUAGCAAUGUCAAAGUCAGUAUCUCCGAGCAGUGGACCCCAAGUGCUUUUAACACGUCAGUUGAGCUGCCUGUGGAGAUCUGGAGCCACAACCAUUUGUUCCCCAGUUUGGAGAAAGCGACUCUUUUCCUCGGAACCCUGGAUACCAUUUUCCUCUUCUCCUAUGCUGUGGGCCUUUUCAUCAGUGGCAUCAUUGGGGAUCGGUUGAAUUUACGAUGGGUUCUGUCUUUCGGCAUGUGCUCUUCUGCCUUAGUGGUCUUUGUCUUUGGAGCGCUCACAGAAUGGCUGCAUUUCUACAACACGUGGCUGUACUGCUGCCUGUGGAUUGUGAACGGCCUGCUGCAGUCCACUGGUUGGCCCUGUGUGGUUGCUGUUAUGGGCAACUGGUUUGGGCAAGCCGGACGAGGAGUUGUUUUUGGUCUCUGGAGUGCCUGCGCUUCAGUGGGCAAUAUUUUGGGAGCGUGCCUAGCUUCUUCUGUUCUUCAGUAUGGUUAUGAGUAUGCCUUUCUGGUGACGGCGUCUGUGCAGUUUGCUGGUGGGAUCGUUAUCUUCUUUGGACUCCUGGUGUCACCAGAAGAAAUUGGUCUUUCAGGUAUUGAGGCAGAAGAAAGUUUUGAAGAAGACUCACACAGGCCAUUAAUUAAUGGUGAAAAUGAAGACGAAUCUGAGCCGAAUUAUUCAAUCCAAGAUGAUAGUUCUGUUGCCCAAGUCAAGGCAGUAAGCUUCUACCAGGCCUGUUGCCUUCCUGGAGUCAUACCGUACUCACUGGCCUACGCCUGCUUGAAGUUGGUGAAUUACUCCUUCUUCUUCUGGCUGCCCUUUUAUCUGAGUAACAACUUCGGCUGGAAGGAGGCGGAAGCCGACAAGCUGUCCGUUUGGUACGACGUUGGCGGGAUCAUAGGUGGGACUUUGCAGGGCUUCAUCUCUGACGUACUACAGAAGAGAGCACCAGUUCUUGCCCUGAGUCUGCUUCUGGCAGUUGGGUCCCUCGUAGGGUAUAGUCGUUCUCCAAACGAUAAGUCCAUCAAUGCCCUUCUGAUGACUGUUACAGGAUUUUUUAUUGGUGGACCUUCGAAUAUGAUUAGCUCUGCAAUUUCUGCGGACUUGGGUCGCCAGGAGAUCAUCCAAGGGAGCAGUGAGGCUUUGGCCACUGUCACAGGAAUUGUUGAUGGUUCGGGGAGCAUCGGAGCUGCCGUGGGCCAGUAUUUAGUGUCUCUGAUCCGGGACAAGCUAGGAUGGAUGUGGGUUUUCUACUUUUUCAUUCUCAUGACAAGUUGUACAAUUGUGUUUAUAUCGCCGUUAAUAGUGAAGGAAAUAUUCUCUCUCAUGCGAAGGAGACAAGCUCACAUAUUGAGGGAGUGACUGGUGCCCGAGAGACAGAACAAUGUCAGCCACAUCAGGACCAUUAGGGCUUCGAAUCUGCCCUAUUCAGGGUUUGUCCAGGAGCUCCAGCAUGACCUUGGACUGUCAGACCUUCUCAACACUGCCAGCCACCUGAGAUCUGACCAGCCGUGAAGGCUGCGCUGGUUUUUUACACUACAGGAAUUACUGCUGACGAUUUUUUUUGUUGUUUCAUGAAUGUGCCGAAUGACCUCUGACUCUGCCAUCAUCUUUGUUUGGCGUGUUGAGGUUUAUCCUUAACUGUUGUUUUGGACUUGGACUUUCUCUAGCCUGGAAAAUUGAGUGAACAGAAGGCAAAGCCACCCGUGGUUUAUAGUGGUGAUUUGUUCCACAAAUGGAAGAGAUCAUUGCAUUUCGCUUUGGUAAUGAGUUUAUAUAGAGUGGCUCAUCUUUCAAGCAUCAAAUCCUGAUAAAAUGCUCAAGCUGGACCAAGCUGCAAGCUUGUCUUGGACAAAGAAUCCCUCUGUUCACUGUGGUGGGAAAGCUUUCAUUACAUGCCUCCUGACUGGCUCAGCCACUCUGUGUCUGAUCUCAAAGCCAUUCAGCCCAGAAGCACAAAAUAUCUUCAAAUUAUUGUCAACUUGUUCUCCUCCAUCUUCAUUCAAACGAGCGUGGACUCCUGGGAGUAUUUAGUCUUCUUUUCAAGGACAUUAGUUAUCUUGAACAUUCCGAUGUGUAACUUGCAACUCAAGCACGCAGUCCCAGAUUUGUUGUCUGGGAACCUUAGGAUCCUCUAGGAUGCUAAUCUGCUUAGUCUAUUUUUAAAGGAUUAUCUCUGGCACAGCUGGGUUCCUGGAGUUACCUCAGCAGAAGACUAGAAUUAGAGAAAAGGGAAAGACCUUUUGUUCUAGUAAGUGUCAAGUACAGAUGCGCUAUGUACCUAUGAUACCUAUGUACCCUAUGAUGGGGUUAUGUCCCAGUAAACCCAUCGGAAGUCAAACGUAUUUCAUACACCUGACCUACUGGACAUCAUAGCUUAGCCUCACCUAUCCUAAUAUACUCAGAACACUCUGAUCAGCCUACAGUUGGGCAGAAUCAUCUAACACAAACUCUAUUUUAUAAUCAAGUGUUGAAUAUAUCACGUAAUUUAUUGACUACUGUACAUUAUGUUGAAAUUGCAACCAUUUCUCACCACUGUAAAGUCCAAACAUCAGAAGCUGAGGACUGUCUGUGACAUUGAAUCACAUUAAUGGAUUACUAGGGCCUGCGGGGUAUUCAUUCUUUAGAGAAAUAUAUAUAUCUUCAGGGCUGUGAAUUCUGUACUAGUGAAUUCUGAUCAAUAUUUUAAGAUCAUUCUGUAUAUAUAUAUAUAUUUUUUAAGUUAUAUAAGCAAGCUAGGAGGAGAACGUGCAAUUUUGAGGGAUUCCUAAUUUGCAUUGGGUUAGGGAAUAUUUUUCAACCUCUUGCUUUAUACUCUUAUAUGGGGUGUGUUUAUGAACUUGUUAAUGUUAUUUAAUCAUGCAGAUUUCCAAUCAGUGUAUUGCUUAUUUACUGACAAAAAGGGAAAAUAUGAAACACAGAAAGGGACAAUAAACUGACUUUCAUAAA
This is a messenger RNA of Callithrix jacchus (white-tufted-ear marmoset), 3417 nucleotides long. RefSeq names its product solute carrier family 37 member 3 (gene SLC37A3). Gene Ontology annotation, biological process: transmembrane transport. Lineage: Eukaryota; Metazoa; Chordata; Mammalia; Primates; Cebidae. Gene Ontology annotation, cellular component: endoplasmic reticulum membrane. The record is from RefSeq and is a predicted model, not a curated record. Gene Ontology annotation, molecular function: transmembrane transporter activity.